GAGCAACGGUUGCGCUAUUUGAAGCAGCAGGAGCGACGGCAGCAGCAGACUGUGUCUGAGACCGAGAAACUACAGAGGUUAAAGGAGAGGGUGGAGAGUCAGGAAGCCAAACUCAAGAAGAUCCGUGCCAUGAGGGGCCAAGUGGACUACAGCAAAGUCAUCAAUGGCAACCUGUCCGCAGAGAUCGAGCACAUCAGCGGGCUGUUCCAGGACAAGCAGGCAGAGCUGCAGGCAGCCGUCUUGAGGGUGGAUCAGCUCAGCCAGCAGCUGGAGGACCUGAGGAGAGGCAAACUAAAUGGCUUGCAGACCUUCGGAGGUCAGGUCACUGGCACCGCUGCCCUGGAGCUCCGCAAACUGUACCAGGAGCUGCAGAUACGCAAUAAGCUGAAUCAGGAGCAGAACAGUAAACUUCAGCAGCAGAAAGAGCUGUUGAAUAAGAGAAAUGUGGAGGUGACACUGAUGGACAAGCGUAUCAAUGAGCUCAGAGAUCGACUAUACAAGAGAAAAGCUGAGGCACGUCAAAAAGAAAACCUUCCACUGAAUAGAGUAAACGGUCCUCCCUCUCCCCAGCCGGCUCCCGGAAACACCGGCCGUGUGGCUGCUGUGGGACCCUACAUCCAGGUCCCGGUACCAGGCAGGCAGGAGAGUUAUGUAGUGCCCCCUGAACCUCUCAAACCUCAGUCACUGGGUGUUAACACCCCAGCCAACCAUGCCUGCUCCAAAUCAGAUGGAGUGAGAAAGCCUCCCGGCCCCUGGAAGGUCUCUGAUUUAGACAUCAUAGUGGACCCGAUUGCUCCACCCCCUCCAGAGCCCCGCCCAGGCCCUGGGGCUCCACCCCCAGUCACCGGCUCUGCGGCAGGGUCGGACAGCGCUUCUCCAAAUGAUGCCGGUUGGCCCACCCUCAACAAGAGCAACACAUCAGUCAAAGCACCUGACUGGAAGGAGUCUGGAACAGACACGACCAUUAAAACAGCAUCACCUGCAGGCACUCCUGGAGAUAAGGAUUCCAGUCAAAUGGGCUCAGCUCCUCCUCUCAAUAAGCCCCAGCCUCCCCCAUACGGAGCCCAUACCAGCAACCACCCCCUCUCAUCUGCCAACUCGGGUUCCACCAGCUCUUUGGACCGACGCAAGGAUGUUCCUCUCAGACCGGUGCCCAGCCUACCCACCAACCCACUGCCGCAGCUGGCCUGGCCCCGUGUUCCCCCUGCACCCACCGGCUCUUCCUCUCAGCAGAUCCAGCAGCGCAUUUCUGUGCCCCCCAGUCCCACCAUCCAGCCCAGUCCACCCUUUUUCCCCCCCAGUGAGAGGCCAGACCCUCCUCUGGCUGUAGCGGUAAGGCCGUUCAUCCCAGAUAAGGGCUCCAGACCGCAGUCACCCAGAAAAGGCCCAGCCACUAUGAACUCAAGCUCCAUCUACCAUAUGUACUUACAACAAGCAGCCCCCAAGAACUACCCUCUGAACAUCAAGCCCGCAGUCAAAGCAGUAUAUGGUAAGCCAGUCCUGCCUCCCAGCUCUACUCCCCCCUCUCCCUUACUUUUUGGGGGCUCUGGGGCCUUUCCUGCCCUGCAGGGUCCAGGAGGAGACAUGUUGGAUGUUGAGCUGGACUUUGAUGGUCAAAUUAUGGGUGUUCCUGAGCCACCCCCACCCAACGUAGACAACAUCCCGCGACCUCUCAGCCCCACUAAACUCACACCCAUGGUGCACUCCCCUAUGCGCUACCAGAGCGAUGCUGAGCUGGAGGCCUUGCGCAAGAAACUGGCCAAUGCUCCACGACCGCUUAAGAAACGCAGCUCGAUUACGGAACCAGAGGGUCCCAAUGGGCCUAACAUCCAGAAACUUCUCUAUCAGCGGUUCAACACCCUGGCUGGAGGGAUGGAAGGAGGAAUGGGCGAUGUGAGUGGAGGUGGAGGAGUGACUCCAUUCUACCAGCCCUCCACGGCCACAGGUGAAAUGCUCUUUGAUGUAGACAAUGGGAAUCAACCUUCAGAAACACCCAUCGUGCCCUCGGAGGGCUCUGUUGCUGAGGAUGUUAUCCCGCAAGGUGAUGCCAAUGAUAAUGAGCCCCCAGAGCAAGUGGCUGAGAUGCUGACCCCUCCAGCACCAGAACCGUCAGAAGAGAAUAACAAUAAUCCUGGAGAAACAUUAGCAAUUUUGCCAAGUCCUGUAGCUGAGGCCAACACACCUGAAGAAGCAGACACCUGUCCCUCAUCCCAGCCCAUGGGCAAACGCACGAACCUAAAGAAACCCGACUCGGAGCGGACGGGUCACGGCCUUAGAGUGAAGUUCAACCCACUCGCUCUGCUGCUGGAUGCCUCACUGGAGGGCGAGUUUGACCAUGUACAAAGGAUAAUCUAUGAGGUUGACAAUCCCAGCACCCCUAAUGAUGAGGGCAUCACACCCCUCCAUAACGCAGUGUGUGCCGGACACCACCACAUCGUCAAGUUCCUGCUGGACUUUGGUGUUAAUGUGAAUGCAGCUGACAGUGAUGGCUGGACGCCCUUGCAUUGUGCCGCCUCCUGUAACAGCGUGCACCUGUGUAAGAUACUGGUGGAGUCUGGUGCUGCCAUCUUUGCCACCACUAUCAGCGAUGUAGAGACGGCAGCAGACAAAUGUGAGGAGAUGGAGGAGGGUUACAUACAGUGCUCACAGUUUCUCUAUGGUGUGCAGGAGAAGUUGGGAGUGAUGAAUAAGGGAGUUGUGUACGCGCUGUGGGAGUAUGAGGCUCAGAGCACAGAUGAGCUUUCCUUUCAGGAGGGUGAUGCCAUUACUGUCCUACGCAGGAAGGACGAUACCGAGACAGAGUGGUGGUGGAGUAAACUCAAUGACAAAGAGGGCUAUGUGCCACGGAACCUAUUAGGGCUUUACCGCAGAAUAAAACCAUGUCAGAGGUCUCUGGCGUAACUCUCUCGUGGGUGACCGACCGGACUGAUGUCUCGAGGUGUUGAACCUCCGUCUUUCACCUCUAUGUGCCACUUGGACCACAGAAGGGCUGAAGCUGCUAAACCCUGAACCUGGAGGCACUAUUAACCGCACUACUCAAACACACUCUCCAGCGAGCACCAGGCCAAACAAGCAGCCUCAGGUUUCUCUGUCUGCCCCCAUCAGCUCAGCCACCAGGCCUCCGUAUCUCCCACUCCACUCCUCGCACGCUCUCUUGUAUCCAUGUUAAAUGUAUUAUAGCUGUACAUCACACUUUGGGGAUCAAGCACUAAUCACUGACACGAGCUUUUCUCUAUUUGUAGUUGCUUACCCAUGAUGCUUUGCAGAGAAGACCAAGGCAGGCUGUGCUCUUUGUCAGAGAGAGAGAUUCUCUAUACUUGGAAUUGAACUGGAUGAAUGAGAGCUGAGGUUAUGUAAGCUUAAAACAAAGGACUUGUGUGUGAAUUUUAUAGCUUAUAUCUACAAAAACGAGUGUAUAAACUGGAAGUAUAUGAGAGCAGAGAACAAAAUAUAAAUAGUUUGCGAUUAUUCUGAUCUAUGACUGAGGAAUCCAAUAAACUGAUGGGCAUGUAUAUGAUUCAUAAAGGUGCAUAUAAGUGAAAGUGUAUGUGUUGCGUAUGGGAUUUAUGUAUGAGUGUAAUAUUUUUUUUUCACUGCAGUGAGCAUCAUACAGAAGAGUGAAGUGCUGAGAAGAGUUUUUCACAGCAUAAGAGUGUUUUGAAGAGUGUGUGUGUGUGUGUGUGAAGUGUUAGAAAGAUUGAGAUGAACCAUCAGAACCAUCAUUUAUGAAAUCAGUAAGUAUUUAGCUUACGGUGAUUGACACUAUACGUUUUUGUCAGUUUGUUGUCUGUAGAGGGUUUGGCUAGAGUUCCAUGGCUCUGAUGAAUUAAGCUGAAAAUUUUCUCUGCAUUUACAUUUAUUUUAAACUUUU
Messenger RNA from Sinocyclocheilus rhinocerous, 3871 nucleotides. Its product is annotated as apoptosis-stimulating of p53 protein 1-like. The transcript is spliced from 13 exons. Gene Ontology annotation, biological process: regulation of apoptotic process. Lineage: Eukaryota; Metazoa; Chordata; Actinopteri; Cypriniformes; Cyprinidae. Gene Ontology annotation, cellular component: nucleus. The record is from RefSeq and is a predicted model, not a curated record. Gene Ontology annotation, molecular function: p53 binding. The annotation marks the transcript as partial.